Peromyscus californicus insignis is the source of this 5678-nucleotide messenger RNA. RefSeq names its product interleukin 1 receptor associated kinase 4 (gene Irak4). The record is from RefSeq and is a predicted model, not a curated record. Gene Ontology annotation, molecular function: ATP binding; magnesium ion binding; protein serine/threonine kinase activity. The transcript has 12 exons. The coding region runs from base 117 to 1514 and encodes 465 amino acids. Gene Ontology annotation, biological process: signal transduction; protein phosphorylation. NCBI's taxonomy places the organism in Eukaryota, Metazoa, Chordata, Mammalia, Rodentia, Cricetidae. Gene Ontology annotation, cellular component: plasma membrane.
GGUCUGAAGUCGCCUCGUGGCCCCGCGCGUCCUCCCCUGCCGAGUCCUCGCGGGACCGCGGCGGGGCGCCGGCCGCCUGGUUCAGGAAGCGAGGAACGUCAGAGAGGAAGUAGAAGAUGAACAAGCCUCUGACACCAUCCACGUACGUUCACAGCCUCAAUGUCGGAAUCAUUCGGAAGCUGUCGGAUUUUAUCGAUCCUCAGGAAGGAUGGAAGAAAUUAGCAGUGGCUAUUAAAAAGCCAUCUGGCGAUGAUAGAUACAAUCAAUUUCAUAUAAGGAGAUUCGAGGCCUUACUCCAAACUGGAAAAAGCCCCACUUGUGAGCUGCUGUUUGAUUGGGGUACCACCAACUGCACAGUCGGGGACCUUGUGGAUCUUCUGGUCCAGAUUGAACUCUUUGCCCCCGCUACUCUGCUGCUGCCGGACGCUGUUCCCCAAACUGUCAGCUGUGUACCUCCUAGAGAAGCAGCAACAGUGGCACAGACACAGGGGCCUUGCUGUGAAAAGGACAGCACACCCGCAAUGCCUGUGCCGAGGCCAGAACAGAGCUGUGGGCAGCCUGACUCCUCCAGCCCCGCCGCCGAGAAAAGUCUGGAAUUCAGCGAUACCGAUACUCGUUUUCACAGUUUUUCAUUUUAUGAACUGAAGAGUAUCACGAACAACUUUGAUGAACGGCCUGUUUCUGUCGGCGGCAGCAGAAUGGGAGAGGGAGGCUUCGGAGUGGUGUACAAAGGCUGCGUGAACAACAGGACCGUGGCGGUGAAGAAGCUCGGAGCGAUGGUUGAAAUCAGUACCGAAGAACUGAAGCAGCAGUUUGACCAAGAAAUUAAAGUAAUGGCGAAGUGUCAGCAUGAAAACCUGGUAGAGCUACUUGGCUUCUCAAGUGACAGCGAUGACCUGUGCUUAGUGUAUGCUUACAUGCCCAAUGGUUCCUUGCUAGACAGACUGUCCUGCCUGGAUGGCACUCCACCGCUUUCUUGGCACAUGCGAUGCAAGAUUGCUCAGGGUGCAGCUGAUGGCAUCAGUUUUCUACACGAAAACCAUCAUAUUCAUAGAGACAUUAAAAGUGCAAAUAUCUUACUAGACAAAGACUUUACUGCCAAAAUAUCUGACUUUGGGCUCGCCCGGGCUUCUGCAAAGUUUACCCAGACAGUCAUGACCAGCCGCAUUGUGGGUACAACGGCUUAUAUGGCACCAGAAGCUUUGCGAGGAGAAAUAACACCCAAGUCUGACAUCUACAGCUUCGGUGUGGUUUUAUUGGAGCUAAUAACCGGACUCGCGGCUGUGGAUGAAAACCGUGAACCUCAGUUACUACUGGAUAUUAAAGACGAGAUUGAGGAUGAAGAGAAGACGAUUGAAGAUUACACGGAUGAGAAGAUGGACGAUGCUGACCCCGCCUCCGUGGAAGCCAUGUACUCUGCUGCCAGCCAGUGUCUGCACGAGAAGAAAAACAAGAGGCCAGACAUUACGAAGGUUCAACAGCUGCUACAAGAGAUGUCCGCUGAAAACGAAUGAAAGACUUCAUUUUUUAUAUGUGUAUCGAGUUCUAUAAGCCCUCACCCCUUCACACACACACACACACACACACACACACACACACACACACCUUUUUUUUUCUAACUUCUUGUGGUCCUGGAGACUGAACAAGCACUUUGGCACUGAGCGACAUCACCAGCCUGCUUUCUUUUUUGCAGGUUUUUUUUCCUUCCCCUAAAUGUUCUUUAUCUUCAACAAGGUGGCAUGGUGCAAUGUCCUGGUGGAUGUGUUGACACACCACAAAAGUGACAGUAGCAUGACAGCACUCGGCCCCGCCUACUUUGUGUGGAGAGCAUUUUCCAUGACAACAUCAUCAAACUACAGCAGCCACACAAUUCAGGAAAACAACCCUGCACUGUAGGGUGCAGAGACCCUAGGGUUUGGGGUUUGGGAUAUUUUUGAGGAGGUUGUUUUUUUGAGACAGUGUAGCCCUAGAUGUCCUGGAACUCACUCUCUCUGUAGACCAGGCUGGCCUCGAACUCAGAGAUCUGGGAUUAAAAGCAUGUGUCACCACCGUCCGCUCCGAGACCCUGGUUUGAAGCUCAGCAGACUCUGCUAAUCCCCGGUAAAGCUCUGGUCCAGCUCUUAGCCACCUUAAACCUCAGUUUUGGCUUUUCUUUUUUGUUAAUGAGCUCCAUGCUCCUGUAAAUACUCCUCCUAUGCUCCUGUAAGUAACCACCCACCACUGCUCCUGUAACCCUAAUUAAACUCAUUGGGUCCCCAAGGUAGACAUGGGUGGACAUGUUAUUGGUAUCCUAAUCUGACUGAAUAGAUGUUUGCUUGUCUCCCGCAAGAAAAAUUCACACACUUGGUACUUUGUGUGUGAGGUCCCAAUGAUGGGCUUAGGGGUGGUACCUGCAUUAUCUCUGCUAUGGGCAAUAAGAGAGCAACUGGGGCUAAGCUCUCUGAAGGUGGAGCACGCAAAGGGAGCAAUCUUGAUGUCAUCCUUUCCCACGUGACAGGAAUGGCAGGCUCUCCUACUCUGCUGGGUGAUUUUGUGUGUCAACUUGACACAGACUAGUGUCGUCGGAGAGGAAGAGCCUCAGCUGAGGAAAUGCCGCCCAUGAGAUCCAGCUGUAGGGCAUUUUCUCAUUUAGUGGAUCAAUGAGGGAGGGCCCAGCCCAGGGUGGGUGGUGCCAACCCUGGCCUACUGGUCCUGAGUUCUAUAAAAAGGUGAGUUGAGCAAUCCAGGGGAAGCAAGCCAGUAAGCAGCACCCCUCCAUGGCCUCUGCAUCAGCUCCUGCCUCUGGGAUCCUGCCCUGUUUGAGCUCCUGUCCUGACUCCCUUCCGUGAUGAACAGCAAUGCUGAAGUGUAAGCCAGAUAAACCCUCUCCUCCCCAUCUUGAUUUUUGGUCAUGGUGUUUCGUCACAGCAGUAGAAACCCUGACUGAGACACCUGCUGUAGUAGUGGGUGCAUUGCUCCUGCCUUGAGUGAAAAGACAUGUAAACAAGACAGCAGUGUUCCACCUGCAGGAGGAGUGUCUGUGGGGAAAGUUCCAGAAAGGCCGUCUUCCUCUGUCGGUAUGCAAUGGCAUGCCUCCUUGAUGAGUGGAAUUGGCCAUGUGAUACCUCAGUCCUUGAAAGUGGCACAUACAUAUGGGAUGCGGUCAUAAGCACGGUGUGGCAUCAGUAAGACAUGCCACUGAAGCUGAGAUGUCCAGAAAGAAUUUGCCUGUUUAAGAAGGGAAUUAUGAGAAAAAGAUGCAGAUGCUAUCCUCUGCAUUAUACUCUGGAUUGACAGAAAUGAAAGAAAAAAAAACAAAAAACAGGGCACAUGCCGUUUAAUCCCAGAACUCGGAAGGUAGAGCCAGGAAGUUGCUGUUCUCUAGAGGCCAGCUAGGGCUAUAGUGUGACACUCUCUGUCUCUGUGUAUCUGUGUGUCUCUCCUCUCUCUCUCUCUCUCUCUCUCUCUCUCUCUCUCUCUCUCUCUCUCUCUCUCUCUCUCUGUCUCACUCACUCUCUCAAAAAAAAAAAAAGGUGGUGUGGCAAUGCAGUAUGAUAAAAAUCUCUUACACUCCAAGAGACUGGAACUUUUGCUGGACCUCACAGUCAGUUAAUAGUACACCUUGCAGUCACUUAAGACUGAUAGCCUACUGCCUAGUCAGCCUGUUUCUUUAACCCGUGCUUAACAAUCAACCUUAUUUGCCUUUGAUUCCCACAUAGUCAACUUUUACAACCAAAGCUAAUGAGUAGCCGUAAUCUUGAGUUACCUACUCUUCCAUGUCCCUGACCCAGGAGUAAUGCAUGCAUGCUUUGUUUGUGUUGUGGGAAUCAUAUAUUGAAAGCAAUCUUUUUUUUUUAAUUUUUAUUUAUUUUUUAUUUACACAGUAUUCUGCUUGCACGUAUGCCUGCAAGCCAGAAGAGGGCACCAGAUCUCAUUAUAGAUGGUUGUGAGCCAUCUGGGAAUUGAACGCAGGACCUCUGGAAGAGUAGCCAGUGCUCUUAACCUCUGAGCCAUCUCUCCAGCCCCUGAAAGCAAUCUUAUAACAAUGAAUAUCCAUAAUCAUUGAAGACAACAUGUAGGGGUAUUGUUUGAUAAACAAUGAUAAAUAUAAUAUUGUUUGUUAUCUGUGUCAGUUGGGGUCAUUUGAAGCAUAAAAUGUUGAAGAUUUCUGCUAAGUGUCCCUCAUUCCUUCCCUGUGUGAUACUCUGUGCUCUUCAGCCCUUUGUUAGGGAUAGCCACAUAAACACACAUGGAUAUACAGUCAUAGACUAGGGACAGAUUCACAAGGAUGGCAUCUAGGCAGACACAGAUUCAGACUCACACAGCAGACAGACAGGGAUGACGGGACACACCGGAGAGCAAAGUGGGGAAUUCCUAUCCGGGCUCACUGUUGGUUAAAUGACACCAAAGGGAAGUGCUGUAUUGAUUUCUGUCCUUAACGCAACGCCGACAUGUUAUUGGUAACUGAGUUUAUUAUUUGUGCAUUCAAACUGAUGCACGAUGGACCGCUAGCUUGCCAUUUCAUAUGUCAUGGUGGAGGGUUUAAAAGGAAGAAAGUACAAAUGAUAUGAAUGCUAAAUAGUCCUCCCUGUAAUCCCCAAUCUUGGGAUCCAUAGGGAGAAUUUGACAAUGAGAAGGAGGAAGGAAUGGAAGAUAUCCCUCAUGCAUGAUCUUUAAUACAGAGGAAAGAAAAACACCCGUGGUGCACAGGGGCCUUAAUAAUGGCCUGCUGUGGGAUGGUCUGUAUGGUCUGUAUGUCAAAUGUGUUGCUGAUUGGUCAAUAAAUAAAUCACUGAUUGGCCCAUGGCCAGGCAGGAAGUAUAGGCGGGACAAGGAGGAGAAUAGAGCUGGGAAGUGGAAGGCUGAGUCAGAGAGACACUGCCAGCCGCCAAGAUGACAAACAGCAUGUGAAGAUGCCGGUAAGCCACAAGCCAUGUGGCAAGGUAUAGAUUAAUGGAAAUGGAUUAAUUUAAGCUGUAAGAACAGCUAGCAAGAAGCCUGCCACGGCCAUACAGUUUGUAAGCAAUAUAAGUCUCUGUGUUUACUUGGUCGGGUCUGAGAGGCUGUGGGACUGGUGGGUGAGAGAGAUUUGUCCUGACUGUGGGUCAGGCAGGAAAACUUUAGCUACAAUGGCCUGCUGUGAUAAUCAUGGAAUACUGUGCCAUUGAACUGUUUGAAUUGGGAGAGGCUUUUACAUGAGAAAUUAGUCACAGCCUUGCUCUUAAAGCUGUAGGACAAGGGAGUAAAUGGGAUCAACCUAGUGGUGUGGAAGCAGAAAAACUAAUAGAACCACACAUCCCUGCUUAAGACAAAAGCUAUAUGAUCUGUGGUGAUUUGAAUAGGUAUGGCCCCCAUAGACACGUGUAUUUUAAGGCUCAUAAGGAGUGGCACUAUUAGGAGGUAUGGCUUCUUCAAGUGGGUGUGGCCUUGUUUAAGUAGGUGUGGCCUUGUUCAAGUAGGUGUGGCCUUGUUGGAGGAAAUGUGUCACUGUGGGGCAGGCUUUGAAGUUUCAUAUGCUCAAGCUAUGCCCAGUGUGGCACAUAGUCUCCUUCUGCUGCCUGAGGAUCAAGAUGUAGAACUCUGAGCUCCUUCUACAGCAUCAGGUCUGCCUGCAUGCCGCCAUGCUUCUCACCAUGAUGAUAAUGUACUAAACCUCUGAACUGUAAGCCAGCCCCAAUUAAAUGUUUUCCUUUAUAAGA